Messenger RNA from Cornus florida, 1954 nucleotides. Its product is annotated as V-type proton ATPase subunit B2. Bases 137 to 1603 code for a protein of 488 amino acids. The transcript is spliced from 15 exons. Gene Ontology annotation, cellular component: proton-transporting V-type ATPase, V1 domain. Lineage: Eukaryota; Viridiplantae; Streptophyta; Magnoliopsida; Cornales; Cornaceae. Gene Ontology annotation, biological process: proton transmembrane transport; ATP metabolic process. Gene Ontology annotation, molecular function: ATP binding; proton-transporting ATPase activity, rotational mechanism. The record is from RefSeq and is a predicted model, not a curated record.
UCCCAGUAAUUGUUCAUCAAAUUGAUUGGUGUAUGUAUAUGUAUAUGUAUCAACUUCCUGAAUUAACUCCAAGCUCCUAACCCACCGAAUCUUAAUUGGGUGCUCAUUCGAUCUACAGUUGAUUUCAGCGUUGAAUAUGGGUCUGGCGCAAAACAAUCUCGACAAUGAAGAGGGACCGCUGGAGGUUGGCAUGGAGUAUAGAACUGUCUCUGGGGUAGCUGGACCACUGGUCAUCCUUGAAAAAGUUAAGGGACCCAAGUAUCAAGAGAUUGUCAAUAUCCGUUUAGGAGAUGGAACAACACGACGUGGUCAAGUCCUAGAAGUUGAUGGGGAGAAAGCUGUUGUUCAGGUUUUUGAAGGAACAUCUGGAAUUGACAACAAAUACACAACAGUGCAGUUUACAGGAGAGGUCUUGAAAACUCCUGUCUCAUUGGAUAUGCUUGGACGCAUAUUUAAUGGUUCUGGGAAACCCAUAGACAAUGGUCCUCCUAUUUUGCCUGAGGCUUAUUUGGAUAUUUCUGGGAGUUCUAUCAACCCUAGCGAGAGAACCUAUCCUGAAGAAAUGAUACAGACAGGGAUUUCAACAAUCGAUGUGAUGAAUUCAAUAGCUAGAGGACAGAAAAUUCCUCUAUUUUCUGCUGCUGGUCUUCCCCAUAAUGAAAUAGCAGCACAAAUAUGUCGUCAGGCUGGUUUGGUAAAGCGGUUGGAGAAAACUGAAAAUCUACUUGAGGAUAAAGAGGAGGACAAUUUUGCCAUUGUUUUUGCAGCUAUGGGUGUCAACAUGGAGACAGCACAGUUUUUCAAACGUGAUUUUGAGGAGAAUGGAUCAAUGGAAAGAGUGACCCUUUUCCUAAACUUGGCCAACGACCCUACAAUUGAGCGUAUUAUUACUCCUAGGAUUGCUCUGACGACUGCGGAAUAUCUGGCAUAUGAAUGUGGGAAGCACGUACUUGUCAUAUUGACAGAUAUGAGUUCCUAUGCAGACGCUCUUCGUGAGGUAUCUGCUGCUCGAGAGGAAGUGCCAGGAAGACGUGGAUAUCCUGGUUAUAUGUAUACUGAUCUUGCAACAAUCUAUGAGCGUGCUGGACGAAUUGAAGGACGAAAAGGCUCCAUCACACAAAUUCCAAUUUUAACUAUGCCAAAUGAUGAUAUCACACAUCCGACUCCGGAUCUUACGGGUUAUAUCACUGAAGGGCAGAUCUAUAUUGACAGACAGCUCCAAAAUCGACAGAUAUACCCGCCAAUCAAUGUGCUUCCGUCAUUGUCUCGUUUAAUGAAGAGUGCCAUUGGUGAGGGGAUGACUCGGAAGGAUCAUGCUGAUGUGUCCAACCAGUUGUAUGCAAAUUAUGCAAUUGGGAAGGAUGUCCAGGCAAUGAAAGCUGUGGUUGGAGAAGAAGCACUUUCUUCUGAAGACCUGCUGUAUUUGGAGUUCCUAGACAAAUUCGAGAGGAAAUUCGUUGCCCAAGGAGCCUAUGAUACCCGCAACAUCUUCCAGUCACUCGAUUUAGCAUGGACACUGCUUCGGAUCUUCCCUCGUGAGCUUCUCCACCGUAUACCAGCAAAGACCCUUGAUGAAUUCUAUAGUCGAGAUGCAGCUCAUUGAAGGAGGAAACAAGCUCAUACACCCAGUUCUCCGCUUAUCUCUCUCCUUGGUUUGAACUCUGCCAUGUGAUUUUCACCUCGUUUAUCCUGCUUAGGCUGCGUAUCUCCUCUAUCCGGCCCAGAAAAUAAAGGUUGUGUUCAUUGAGUCCUCCGAUUUUAAAAUCUCUGUCUAGUUAAAAGAAGCCAAUAUUCUUGCAACAAGGACUAGUUAGAUUAUAAGUUUGUGUUUACCCUGUUGUGCGGGAUGAGUUCGGCUUUUACUGUUUGAGUUUCAAGAACACACAGGUGUUUAUAAAUUAUAAAGGUCCAUCUCAUAGAAGAUGCUUCUUUAAUUAUCUUAUUUAUCUACUAA